AUGUCUUCUGAGAAAGAGAGAGAGCAUCUCGCCAACAAGGCCCCGGAGGAGGGCGAUGCUCCUCCCGCCUACGAGAUAGGCGAACCAUCGUCAGCUAGAGACAUCACGUCCCCGCCCGCAGCUACUGGCGAAUCCUCCAAAGCCUCGACGCGCCCAACAGCAGACGCGCCCUUCAAUUUCCCCGAGGAUGGUCCCUUGCCCACCUAUUCCGAGGCAUCGUCGAGCAAGCAGCCACCCAUCGCAAUCCCACAGGAGUCUCCCACUCCCACUGCUCCGUUCCUCAAUGCCUACCCUCCAGCUCUGCUCAGCCAUGGCAUCACGCAGGAGGCAUGGUCUUCUUUCCUGGACACAAUUUCUGCUUUUUUGACGGCCAAGGUUGGAGAGCGCGCAAUCAACCACGCUGGGGACAUUGCCAAGAAGGUCGGCCAGCGUCCGACAAGCUAUGUCAAGAACGUUGUUUCGCACACCAAGAGCGUCGGAAAGAGCAUUGGCGAUAAUGCAAAGAGGGGCAACAUCAUUGGAGCGGCCUUUGGUGUCAUUGGCGGUGCCAUUUCCAUUCCCGUCGGCGCUGCUCUUGGUGUUGUUGGAACAGUCGUGAGUCUUCCGGGGCACACAAUCGCGGCUGUGACGAGGAAGCCCAAGACACCUGCAGAACGAGCGGUCGCCUACGUGACCGUCGCCAACAAGGACUGGUUCAACAAGCGAGGUCUCCAUGCGAGCUUGGUCAACACUGAACAGCUUUCCGAGGUUCUUGGUGUCUCGGUCAAGGCCGUGCUGGAGGCGUCUACUGGGGAUAAGAGUGGAGGCGCAGAGGGACAGUUGAGUGCUUUGAGAGAGCAUAUUGCUCAUUUGGAGAUUCAGGGACCGGGUGUCAUUGAUCUGGCUGACGCGACUACGUGGUUGGUCGUGGUGCGGAUAGAAGCAGCACCAGAGCAUCGCUUCAUAUCACGAUUUCCCUGGGUCAUUCCUUUGUUCGACGACUCUGAUGCCAUCAAAAUUCUCAGCUAUGUUCCGCAACAGCAGCCCUUCCGUGGGUCUUUUGUUUACAACAACUUUGCCUACGAGGUUCUUGGGCAUGUCAUCGAAAUGGUUUCCGGCUCACCAUACUCCUCGUUCCUUCACGAGUGCCUACUUCGCCCCCUAGGCAUGAUGAGAACCUACUUCACCGACCGGACUGAACAAAUGGAAAAUGAAGCCAAGCCCUACACUGCCCUUUCCGACGUUACACCGGUCCGUAUCUCGCCUGUCCUCCAGGGAGAUCACGUUUUGAUGGGCCCGGCCGGCGGUGUUCGAAGCUGCGUCUCUGAUCUUGUCAUCUUUUACGAUGCUCUUUUGGAUGCUGCUGCCGAAGAACUUGAGCUGGGCACAGAACAGGCAUACGCACCCAAGUGCCAUUCCGUGUCAUUCUCCGAACUCCCAACUAUGUGGACAGGCUGGAAUAUCCUGCCAAUGCCCCUCAUCCGAGAGCACUCAUACGACCUUAACCCGUUGGUGGGCACUGGAGCUCCAUCUCGUCUUGCCAUCUGGCACAGUGGCGACAUUCCGGGAUACCAGACUCAUGCAACGCUUUUCCCAGAGACUAAACAGGCAGUUGUGGUGUUGACGAACUCGCUGUCGUUGAAUGAUGGCUCCAGGUACAUCAACAAUCUGGUUAUCGAGGCUCUGCUGGACAAUCUUGACAAUGCACACGACUAUGUGAAACUGGCAAAAAAGUCGUCAGACCUAGCAGUGAAGAGGGUGGAGAGCAUUCAAAAGGAACUCGUUGACGGCCGAACACGUCCUGAGCCAUAUAGGCCUCUAGACAGCUAUGCCUGGCGCUACUUCAACACAGUCAAGAAUUUCUUUAUCGACGUUGGGCUCAACGAUCAAGGCAACCUCCAUAUAUUGUUCAUGGGAAGAAAGACGGACACAUUUGAACUGAAGACAUACCAAGAUGAUGGCUUCUUUUGGUUCUUGACUCACGACGAGGCUGCCAGACUAGCUCAGUAUGAUGGAUAUGGGCAAGACUUCUACAUCUUGAGGUAUGGCAGUGUCAAGGGUGAUGACGAUGUUAUAGACGCUCUCCGGUGGAAGCACGAAUCGUCGCUUGAUGGGUUUGGCGAGGUGUUUGAGCGACAUUCGACCUCAAAGAAUGGUCCGAGUACAUAG
This is a messenger RNA of Fusarium keratoplasticum, 2148 nucleotides long. Its product is annotated as Beta-lactamase domain-containing protein. The record is from RefSeq and is a predicted model, not a curated record. The transcript has 3 exons. Lineage: Eukaryota; Fungi; Ascomycota; Sordariomycetes; Hypocreales; Nectriaceae. The coding region runs from base 1 to 2148 and encodes 715 amino acids.